Metarhizium album ARSEF 1941 is the source of this 465-nucleotide messenger RNA. Its product is annotated as Cytochrome b-c1 complex, subunit 10. Bases 1 to 465 code for a protein of 154 amino acids. Gene Ontology annotation, biological process: mitochondrial electron transport, ubiquinol to cytochrome c. The transcript is spliced from 5 exons. The record is from RefSeq and is a predicted model, not a curated record. NCBI's taxonomy places the organism in Eukaryota, Fungi, Ascomycota, Sordariomycetes, Hypocreales, Clavicipitaceae.
AUGGCUUAUCCUACUCCUAUCCGCGCUGCGGAAUUCAAGAGCGCCUACGGCCCCAAGUACGUACCGAGUGUGUCCAAAGACCUCAAUUUCGACCGAAGAACCGAAAUGCCUGCGGAAACGAGCCGCGCUGCUUGGCGUAGGGCAAGAUUUGCCCAAAGAAGUUCCUACUGGCAUGAGAGACUACCGUUUGACCUGGGCGCACAUGCCCGCCGCAAAAUCAACUUUGAGUGGAAUACUGAGGCGCUUUUGACGCUUCCACAAUCAAUGGGAGGUUUGGCCGAGCAUGAAACUAACAAUAGAGAUAGUAGCGUGAGAUCUGCCUCCUUUGGUGGUGCUGCCGCUGUCGGUCUGCUGCUCUACGUUUCCGGCAUCCCUCGUGUCCAGAGGGACAUUCUCCAGAAAAUCCCCUUCCUCGGCCGCUACUUCACUCAGCCAGAAAUCCAUCCCCAGGAUAACCCCUUUUAA